CUUCCCAGCACCUCUCAUGCUGUCGAGGACGCUGCUUGCCCUGGCCGGGCCGUCUCUGGCACUCGGCCAGGUAGUCGAUUUGUCCCAGCUUUCUUGGACGCUCAAGAACGCCAAUGGAUCCAUCGCUAUCCCUGGAUCGCUGCCUUCGCAGGCGCAUCUCGACCUUGCAAAAGCUGGUAUAAUCACGGAACCACUCCUUGGCAUCAAUGAAUUCACUGAGCGCUGGGUCUGGGCUGAUAACUGGACCUACACGGCCGACAUGUCUAGUGCAGUCAGCUCUGGCUCGAACGACACGUCCUUGCUCGUCUUCUACGGCAUCGACACCGUCGCAGACAUAACUCUCGCAGGACACCCAGUCGGUUGGGUUGACAACCAGUUUGUCCGCUGGGUCUUUGACGUCUCGGGCUAUCUCCAGUCACCCGUGGGCGACGACAAAAACCUGACAAUCGCCAUCGAGUCCGCGUGGUACUACGGACUAAAUGCCUCAACGCUCCCCGGUUCUGAACAGCUCAUCGGGGAUGACGAGGCCUCCCACAUCCGCACGUGGACCCGCAAGAUUCAGGACGACUGGGGCUGGGACUGGGGUCCGGCCUUCAUUCCCAGCGGUAUCCACAAGCCAGCAUACUUCGUCACGCUCUCGGGCUCUAACGCGAGCAGCGCGUCAAACGACUCCACGGUUGCACUCGAACUCGCAUCCUCGGGUCCUGUCGCCAGCAGCAGCUCCAUCUUCCUCGAUGAGACCUCCGUCGACAUUUACAAGUCGGGUACCAACGUGACUGCUCCACCUCCCGAGGAUGCCGACUGGGUUGUCAACGUCACGUUCGGCAUCCGCUCUUCGGCGGCGUUUGACAAGCCCACAGUUACGCUCGCGAUCCCCGAGCUGCAGCUCACGUCCGAGCCACUCGCGCUCGAUGCGAUCGCGGCGCAGACGACGGACGCGACCUAUAUGAGCAUCAACUGGACCAUCCCCGACAGCACACCCCAGCGCUGGUACCCCGCCGGCCUCGGCACCCCGCAGCUGUACAACCUGACUAUCACGCUCUCGCCCUCCGGCUCCGGCUCCAGCGACACCAUCGAGCAAACCAUCCGCACCGGCUUCCGCACGAUCUACCUCGACCAGCGCCCCUACACCUCCGACGAAGUCGCCGCACGCGGCAUCACCCCGGGCGACCGCUGGCACUUCCUCAUCAACGGCCAGCAGUUCUACGCCAAAGGCACGAACCUCAUCCCGCUCGACCCCUUCUACCCGCGCCUCGCGACGGACAAGGCGCGCUGGCUGCUCGAGAGCGCGCUCGCGUCCGGCCAGAACAUGCUCCGCAUCUGGGGCGGCGGCGCGUACCAGCCCUCGAGCGCGGGCGCGGACGGCGGCGUGUACGACUUCUAUGCGCUGUGCGACGAGUUGGGUGUGCUCGCGUGGAGCGAGCUCAUUUUUAGCGACACGCCGUAUCCCGUCGCGGAUUGGUAUCUCGCGGGCAUCGAGCAGGAGGUUCGCCAGAACGUGCGCAGGGUGAACAAGCACCCCAGUAAUGUCCAGUGGGCGGGCGGAAACGAGAUUGAGGGAAUCGUCAUGCUUCUCGAUGGUGGAGGAGGACAGCUCAUGGAUGAGUUCCUGCAGUUGUUCCAGGACUUUUUACAUGACAUUGUGUAUUCCGAGACCAAAUCAGUUGUAUACACGGACUGCUCAACCACGCAUGGUGCGCUCAGUCUCGAUCCUUAUGUCCUCCGCCUCGGCAAUGCUACCGCCGGCUCCAUCUACGGUAACAGCGAACGCUACGACUACACUGCUGAAAAUGCUUUUAACCUCAGCAGCUUCCAGGUAUCUCGAUUCGUGAACGAGUUCGGUUUCCACUCGAUGCCGUCGUUCUACAGCUGGGAAGAGGUCCUCCAAUCCCCCGACGACUUCUCCUUCAACUCCUCUGUCGUCAUGUCGCGCGACCACCACCCCUUCCCGACCAACAUGUCCUGGCCGAACCCCAACGCCCCCGAGGGCCAAGCAGAAAUGACCGAGGCCGUGCAAAUGUGGCUCCCCACCCCAGGCACCACAAACUCCAACCAGACCUUCGCGCAGUGGUGCUGGAGCACGCAAGUCUUCCAGGCCAUGACCAUCGGCGCGCAGAUCGCGUGGCACCGGCGCGGCGCGGGGCUCGGCGAGAACAACCUCGGGAGCCUCGUGUGGCAGCUCAACGACAUCUGGCAGGGCGUCUCGUGGGCCGCGGUCGAGUACUCGGGCCGCUGGAAGGUGCUCAACUACCAGAUGGCGAGCGUGUACAGUCCCGUCGUGAUCAGCCCGUUCUGGUUCCCCGCAAACGAGAGUCUCACGGUGCUCGCGACGAGCGACCGCUGGGACGACGUGCAGGGCACGGCGCAGCUGACGUGGUACGACUGGAGCGGGAAGGUGCUCAAUUCGUCCCAGACGAAGUUCGAUAUUCCGUCGCUGAACAACUCGGUGAUCUUCGAGGGGACGAAUCUGAGCACGAUUCUCCCGCAGGGCGCGAACGCGUCGGACGCGUGGCUGUUGAUGAACCUGACGUCGACGGCCGACGGAAAGGCGGUCACGAACGAGCAAUACUUCACCCCCGUCUCCCUCGCAGAAGCUGCGCUCGUCGACCCGCAGAUCGCCGUCACUCCUGGAGACGACUUCACCUUCACGCUCUCCGCCAAGGGCGGCGUCGCACCGUGGACGUGGGUCGAUCACCCCACGGGCACGGUCGGAUACUUUGUCGACACGACGACCGGCACGGCUUCCAACGGAUUCUACCUCGUACCCGGCAUCGAUCGUACUGUUCGAUUCAAACUCGAGCAAAGCGUGUCGACGAACACGAACCCCGACCCUGCGGACUUUGUCGUGCGGUCGCUCUGGAAUAACACACAUGUCUGAGGGUUCGGUGUCCGUUAAGUCGAUAGCUAAACAACGCAUCCUUAAAUCCACUGACUCGAAAGUUUUCGGUUCUUCUUUUGUCUUUUCUUUCUUUCUUUCGUUUGUUGCGUGUUAAAUCUGAGAUAUGUGUGCUACGAAAUCUGGCGAAGCGUUCAAAGUUUCAGCUUUGAACGUGAACCUGGCAUCGCAUUUAACCGCGCGCGAACGAUAAUUUUAUAAUUUGUAACAUGAUU
Coniophora puteana RWD-64-598 SS2 is the source of this 3111-nucleotide messenger RNA. Its product is annotated as glycoside hydrolase family 2 protein. Gene Ontology annotation, molecular function: beta-mannosidase activity. The transcript is spliced from 10 exons. The coding region runs from base 17 to 2878 and encodes 953 amino acids. The record is from RefSeq and is a predicted model, not a curated record. NCBI's taxonomy places the organism in Eukaryota, Fungi, Basidiomycota, Agaricomycetes, Boletales, Coniophoraceae. Gene Ontology annotation, biological process: glycoprotein catabolic process.